Theobroma umbraticum is the source of this 613-nucleotide messenger RNA. Lineage: Eukaryota; Viridiplantae; Streptophyta; Magnoliopsida; Malvales; Malvaceae. The record is from RefSeq and is a predicted model, not a curated record.
UCCACUUCUGCUGCAAAACGAGAAGAAAAAAAAACACAUACACACACAAAGAAAUUAAAGAGAGGAAUAAUGACAAGCUCGAGGUCUGGGGCUGGUCUGUUCAUUUUGGUGCUAAUGGUAGCAGGUGUUUUCGAGGUUCCUGUGGCAAGGGGAGCCAUGAGUCCCAGCCAGUGCAAGGAGGAGCAAAGGCUUCUCGUCAGUGCGUGCAGGUCAAUAUUAUCCGGGAGCAGCCCCUCGCCCAGCUGCUGCCAGCGCAUUAGGGUCACCCACGUCGAGUGCGUCUGCCCUGUUGUGACCCCGAAGUUGGCAGCCCUUAUCGGAGUGGAACGCACCAUUAAGCAGAUUGAAGGCUGUGGAAGGGUUGUUCCUCACAAAUUCAAGUGUGGAAGUAUCACUACUCCUUGAGAAACGAAUCAAAGGAUCAGACUAGGAUGACUCUUGAAUAAAACGUUUAGAUCUCUUUGAUACAUCCUUCUGCAAAUUUAAUUAAUAGUUGCAAUUUAUAUACCUAUGUAAGGGACCGUUGUGCUUUUUCUAUAUCUUUGAGGGAUAAAAUUUCCUACUGUCAUUCCUAUGAGAAGUUUGCUCUUAUGUCAAUUCUCAUUGAAUAAAU